CCUCCACCUCCUCCGCUUUCCUCUGUUUCUCCGCCGCGCUCGUUCGUCGUCUCGUCAACGAAGCGAAGCGCCGUCGCGACUUGCGUCUCUCUCUCCCCAAAGCUCGGAGCCCCGCCGCAAUCCGCCGCCGCGUCUCGCCGGCGCAAGCUCCAGAUUAGUGGGUCCACAUAUGACCUUUUCUGGGAUGGACAUUGCUUUAAAAGCAAGCACACACUCUUCUACAUCCCAGCAACACUGGUUGCAUUCAACCAGGUACCGGUGUCAAUAUGGUUUGGGUUCCACUCACUUGAAUGGAAGAAAGAGAAGUCCUAUGGUACUGUCUGUAAGAGCUGUUUCUGGGAAAUCAGACUUAGAUUUCAGUGAUCCUUCUUGGAAGGAAAAGUAUCAAGAAGACUGGAAUAGGCGUUUCAGUUUGCCGCAUAUUACAGAUAUAUAUGAUUUGAAGCCAAGGCUAACUACAUUCUCUCUGAAGAAAAACAGGACUGAUGGUGGUAGUUUAUCAGCAGAUAAGUGGAAUGGCUAUGUAAAUAAGGAUGACCGUGCACUUCUGAAGGUGAUAAAGUAUGCCUCCCCUACUUCUGCUGGAGCUGAGUGCGUAGAUCCUGACUGCAGUUGGGUUGAACAUUGGAUUCAUCGUGCAGGGCCUCGUAAGGAGAUAUACUAUGAGCCUGCAGAAGUAAAAGCUGCUAUUGUUACCUGUGGAGGCCUCUGCCCUGGUUUAAAUGAUGUCAUUAGACAGAUAGUAUUUACAUUGGAGAUCUAUGGGGUUAAGAACAUUGUUGGAAUUCAGUUUGGUUAUCGUGGAUUUUUUGAGAAAGGCUUAAAAGAAAUGCCUCUUUCACGUAAAGUGGUGGAAAACAUAAAUCUUUCUGGUGGAAGUUUCCUAGGUGUGUCUCGUGGAGGAGCUAAAACUAGUGAGAUCGUCGAUAGUAUACAAGCCAGAAGAAUUGAUAUGCUUUUUGUAAUUGGUGGAAACGGUAGCCAUGCAGGAGCUAAUGCUAUCCAUGAGGAGUGUCGUAAGAGAAAACUGAAAGUGUCAGUUGUAGCAGUUCCAAAGACAAUUGAUAAUGAUAUACUAUUCAUGGAUAAGACUUUUGGUUUUGACACGGCUGUAGAAGAAGCUCAGCGUGCCAUCAAUUCUGCCUACAUAGAGGCACGAAGUGCAUAUCAUGGAAUUGGGUUGGUCAAAUUAAUGGGAAGAAGUAGUGGGUUCAUUGCCAUGCAAGCUUCUCUUUCCAGUGGACAGAUUGAUGUCUGCCUAAUACCCGAGGUAUCUUUUACACUAGAUGGAGAACAUGGUGUCAUGCGACACCUUGAACAUUUACUGGAAAAAAAGGGAUUUUGCGUGGUUUGUGUUGCUGAAGGUGCAGGGCAGGAUUUACUGCAAAAAUCAAAUGCAACUGAUGCAUCAGGAAAUGUAAUACUUAGUGACUUUGGUGUCCACAUGCAACAGAAGAUUAAGAGUCAUUUCAAGGACAUCGGUGUUCCAGCUGAUGUAAAAUACAUUGAUCCGACAUAUAUGGUCCGGGCCUGUCGUGCGAAUGCAUCUGAUGCUAUCUUGUGCACUGUACUUGGACAAAAUGCUGUUCAUGGAGCCUUUGCCGGGUUCAGUGGUAUCACAUCUGGUAUUUGCAACACGCACUACGCUUUCCUCCCGAUCACAGAAGUCAUCACAAAACCAAAGCGCGUGAACCCCAACAGCAGGAUGUGGCACCGCUGCCUCACUUCCACUGGCCAACCGGACUUCCACUGACCUUGUACUAUUUGGCAUUUACCUCACUUCUUUUAUUGGAGUUAAUUUAGCAUUAUUUUUGCUAAUCAUGAGACUAGUAACAGCUCAUGUUACCACAAAGGUGAUCAAUAAAUAAUGUUGUAACGCGAUGACAAGUAACUCUGGUAGUUUAUUUUCAGCACCAAUAUUUUUGUGUAUCUCAAUGCUGAAAAGAUUCCUUUUUCUUCGA
This is a messenger RNA of Oryza sativa Japonica Group (Japanese rice), 1961 nucleotides long. RefSeq names its product ATP-dependent 6-phosphofructokinase 5, chloroplastic. Gene Ontology annotation, biological process: glycolytic process; fructose 6-phosphate metabolic process. Gene Ontology annotation, cellular component: cytoplasm. NCBI's taxonomy places the organism in Eukaryota, Viridiplantae, Streptophyta, Magnoliopsida, Poales, Poaceae. The record is from RefSeq and is a predicted model, not a curated record. Gene Ontology annotation, molecular function: ATP binding; 6-phosphofructokinase activity.